This is a messenger RNA of Anastrepha ludens (Mexican fruit fly), 2235 nucleotides long. RefSeq lists its product as uncharacterized. The transcript has 5 exons. The record is from RefSeq and is a predicted model, not a curated record. Gene Ontology annotation, molecular function: nucleic acid binding; RNA-DNA hybrid ribonuclease activity. The coding region runs from base 690 to 2018 and encodes 442 amino acids. Lineage: Eukaryota; Metazoa; Arthropoda; Insecta; Diptera; Tephritidae.
UAAAAUCUACGGAACUACGAUACGGAAGGAAGGAACUUUUCGUUUACAUGGGGUUCUCAUUAGUUUGACCGACACAGCUGAGUCGGAAUUGCGUUUACGGGAAUCCCUUACCGCAUGCCCUUACCGUGCACAAAAACUCACCCCGAGAGCAACUGCGUUCUUUUAACUACAUAUUUACACAAUACAUCGGUUUGUGUGUGUAUGUGUGGUUGUAUCUACACAAUGUUGCCAUUGAUAUUUUUGCUUACACACUUUUUCACACAUCCGCGUUAUCAGUUACAAUUUUUCAUUGUUUAAUAAACCAAAGCCAAAAACCAACAAAUGCAAAUAGUUCAUUUAUCUAUAAUUAACAUUAUUUAACAGUAUUUUUAAGCUAUUUUAACAAAAAUUAUAAUUUUUCUAAGUUUAUUUUGUAAAUGAUUUCGAAAUGUACUGCUUGGCAACACUGUGUGGUGAGAGAGCAAUCAGCUGGGUCGAAAUUACGGAAUUUUUUAAAUAAUCGUGAAAUAAAAUCUACCGUACUACGAUACGGAAGGAAGGAACUUUUCGUUUACAUGGGGUUCUCAUUAGUUUGAUUGAAACAGCUGAGUCGGAAUUGCUUUUACGGGCUUCACUGUUUUCAGCAUAAGUGUUGUUGGUCCUUUACUGUUAAUAUUUGGAAAGAUAUGGUGCGUUGAUUUUAGAUAAAAAUGGAUAACGAUUACUAUUCUCAAUUUUAUAAAGUGAAGGAAAUAUUUUCCAAAAAUAUGGAUAAAAAACAAAAGUGCGAAUUAAUUACAAGCAUAUUUCAAUCCAUUAGAGAAGCUAUGCAAUUGGACUCCGAUGACAGCGAUAAAGAGGAAAUACUUUUAGGAUUGGCCAGAUUGGGCGAGAAAGCUGCAUCGUUGCCUAUCAAAAGAGCCAAGCGGCAAUGGAUUAAGGAAUGGAGGAAAAAUAGGUGCGAUCGCGGCUCGUUCGCCUUUUUAAACAAAGAAUUGCUGGUACACGAUGAGCAAAGCUACAGGAACUUCCUACGAGUAUCAAAAUCUCAAUUUGAUUAUUUGCUGUCGCUAAUAGCGAAUGAAAUACAACGCUCUGAUUCGACUAUGAGAGCCGCGAUUCCCGCAGCAGAAAAAUUGGCAUUGACGCUGCGAUUUCUCAGCACUGGAGAGUCUUACGUGAGUUUGGAUUACCAGACCCGUUUAUCCAAAUCUUCAAUUUCCAGUAUAGUUCCUGAGGUAUGCAGUGCCCUUUAUAACAAAUUGAAAUCGUCGUAUUUAAAGUUUCCAAACAGCAAUUCAGAAUGGGAGGCCAUUGCAAAAGAAUUUGCAGUUAAAUGGCAAUUCCCCAACUGCAUUGGCGCGUUAGAUGGUAAGCAUAUAACUUUUCGUCCAUCACGUUCUGAAGGAGCUUUCUAUUACAAUUAUAAAGGGACUAGAAGUAUAAUUUUACUAGCCCUGGUGGAUGCUAAUUCCAAAUUUAUUUUCGUGGACGUUGGUUGUAACGGUCGCAGUAACGAUGCUGGAGUAUUUCUGCAAAGCAAAUUAAGGGAUGUUCUGCAAGAAGAGAAGGAAAUACCAAAAGCUGCUUCAAUAGGAAACGAUCGACGCCUACCGUACGUCGUAGUCGGAGACGAUGCAUUUCCUCUGCAGAUGCAUUUAAUGAAGCCAUAUCCCUACCACACGCAAUGCCAGGAAAAACAAGUUUUUAAUCAAAGACUCUCUCGUGCAAGGCAUGUGGUGGAACAUGCAUUUGGAAUUUUAUCCAAUAGAUUUCGCGUCCUUCUAGCUCCGAUAAAUCUGAAAGUGGCCACUGUAGAGAAAAUUGUAUUGACGUGUUGUGCUUUACACAAUUAUUUAAUCGAAAAUGGCGAAAUGUUCACUGAUGAGAGAGUAAACGCAGAAACUGUAAAUAAUAACCACUCAACUGAUUCCGAUGUAUUCUACAAUCCGCGAAAAGGUGCAGCAGAGAACGUACGUGAACAGUUUCUCAAAUAUUUUAAUGAAGAAGGCAAACUGGAUUGGUUACAUAAUAAAUAAUUUGUUUUUAUUUAUAUAUAUGUAAACAUUAGUCUUUGUUUUUUCAUUAAAAAAUAAAAAAAUUAAAAUUCACUUCAUGUGUAAACGCUUAACUAAAACAAAGUUACAAAAAAAUAAUUGGAUUUAAAUUCAGUCUUUUAACAUAUUCUUAUUAUUACUUAUUUACUAAGACAUAGUAUUUGGCACGGAGCAUAAUUAUCAACUUUUUAAAUAUAUG